Molecule: messenger RNA, 1260 nt
Organism: Monosiga brevicollis MX1
Lineage: Eukaryota; Choanoflagellata; Craspedida; Salpingoecidae
Exons: 8
Coding region: 1-1260 (419 amino acids)
Biological process (GO): activation of GTPase activity; intracellular protein transport
Molecular function (GO): GTPase activator activity
Source: RefSeq, a predicted model, not a curated record
AUGCUGCUUACUGUGGAAGCGAGCGCUGAACCCGUUGUUGUUCUUCAUCGUUCACAAGAUAAAGACCUGACUUGUGGUUCUUCAUCGGGCUGGGAUCACAGGGCCGAUGACUAUCACGAGCUGAUGGCCGAGUCGGAGAUCGAUCUUGAACACCUACAGAGCUUUUGUCGUGGUGGCGUGCCCGAAAUCAAGGGCGCUCGCUCCCUGUGCUGGAAGGUGCUCUUGUUUUAUCUACCCAGCAACAAAGCGAUCUGGGAUGAACAUUUGCAGCGUUCCCGGGACCAGUACCAAGACUUUAUCGAAGAGUUUAUCAAUGGUUCGUCUGUAUCAGGCGCAAUGGCUGGCUCACUGAGUGCAACAGCUCAUGCCCCACACCUUUUGACCGCGCUGGGCAGGGAUGACUUUUUUCACGACAAUGAGGUGCUGACACAAAUCAACAAGGAUGUUCGUCGGCUGAACCCAGACUUUUCCUUCUUUCAGCAGCCCACUGGCCGGCCUCGUCCGUCUCGCGAGCCGUUGAGCCAUCGCGUGCAGCAGGCUGUCCUGGAAUCAGCCACCAUUGUCACGAAUCGCGAUGGCCUGCAAACUAUCAAACGGUGCGUCCGCAGCCUGUCGUCCGCAGGCCCAAAUGACAUGAUGGUCGAGCCUGCCUCGGGCGACGAGCGGCAUUGGGAGGUCAUCGAGCGCAUCCUCUUUAUAUAUGCCAAGCUCAACCCGGGCAUCAAAUACGUGCAGGGUAUGAACGAGAUCCUAGGUCCAAUUUACUUUUGCUUUGCCAUGGAUCCGGACCUCACCUGGAGCCAACAUGCAGAGGCAGAUGCUUUCUUCUGCUUCACCAAUCUCAUGUCGGAAAUUCGAGACGUUUUCAUCAAAACAUUGGACGACUCUGAGACGGGCAUUGGUGCGCUCAUGGCACGCUUGGAGGUCCUGCUGGCUGAGCACCGCCCCGACCUGGCGGAGAGCCUACAGAACAUGUCCCUCAAGCCCCAGUUUUACGCCUUUCGUUGGCUGACGCUACUGCUAUCGCAAGAAUUCAAGCUACCGGAUCUGAUGCGACUGUGGGAUACGCUGUUUGCCUCCAGCUCACGCCUCGACACUCUGCUGCAUGUCUGCAUUGCCAUGCUCGAGUUGUGCGGGGACAUUAUCUUGGCCGAAGACUUUGCUGCGUGCGUCAAGACGCUGCAGAAUUAUCCCUCGGACAUUGAUGUCACCACCAUUCUCUACAACGCCGAACGCCUGCGGACAGAGGUAGGCCUGUGA